AUGGCGUCCGGAACUGGCCUCCCCAAGACUACUGAAAGCUGUGAGGAAUCAUACGAAGUGUUGUAUUUAACGGAGUAAACAAGAAGAUAUUACUGGUGAUUUGGCCACAGUUCCGGACCUAUGGUAGAAAAAUACUCAGUAGCUACCCAGAUUGUAAUGGGUGGCGUGACUGGCUGGUGUGCAGGAAUUUUGUUCCAGAAGGUUGGAAAACUUGCGGCGACUGCAGUAGGUGGUGGUUUUCUUCUUCUACAGGUUGCCAGUCACAGUGGUUAUGUACAUAUCGACUGGAAGAGAGUUGAAAAAGAUGUAAACAAAACAAAAAGACAGAUUGAGAAGCGAGCAAAUAAAGCAGCACCGGAAAUCAACAAUAUAAUUGAAGAAGCAACGGACUUUAUCAAGCAGAACAUUGCGCUAUCCAGCGGCUUCGUGGGAGGCUUUUUGCUAGGCCUGGCAUCUUAA
Apodemus sylvaticus (European woodmouse) is the source of this 459-nucleotide messenger RNA. RefSeq names its product FUN14 domain-containing protein 1-like. The record is from RefSeq and is a predicted model, not a curated record. Gene Ontology annotation, biological process: autophagy of mitochondrion. Gene Ontology annotation, cellular component: mitochondrial outer membrane. Lineage: Eukaryota; Metazoa; Chordata; Mammalia; Rodentia; Muridae.